Motacilla alba alba is the source of this 9746-nucleotide messenger RNA. RefSeq names its product potassium voltage-gated channel modifier subfamily S member 3 (gene KCNS3). Gene Ontology annotation, cellular component: voltage-gated potassium channel complex; membrane. Gene Ontology annotation, biological process: protein homooligomerization; potassium ion transmembrane transport. Gene Ontology annotation, molecular function: protein binding; voltage-gated potassium channel activity. The coding region runs from base 535 to 2016 and encodes 493 amino acids. Lineage: Eukaryota; Metazoa; Chordata; Aves; Passeriformes; Motacillidae. The transcript has 2 exons. The record is from RefSeq and is a predicted model, not a curated record.
CCGCGAGGCGGCGGCGCAGCCGGGCCCGCAGGCGGGCUCCGGGCACGGGGGCCGGGCGGGUGCGGGAAUCCCCAGGGGAACCGAGCGGGACCGACGGGCAAAGUGCGGGGACGCUCCGGGAGAGAAGAGGAAACCGUGGGGGUGGGACUCCGCCACAGAGCGGGAUCCCCGGGGCGUGGAGCGGCACUUCAGGGGAACACCGACCCGGGCGUGAGCGGACCGGGACCCCCCGGAGGCAAAGCGGCACCGCUCGGGCACGGUGCGGAGCCACGGGAGCGGAGCGCGGCCCCCGAGGGCGCUGCGGGACCCCAGGGGCACAGGCAGCGCCCGGCCCGCUGCGCGCCGCGACGGGAGCGGGGCCGGGGGAUGCCCGGGCCGGGGAGGGGACUGGGCUGAGCCCGCCUGCCGCCGCCUGCGCUCCCCUCCCACCUCGGGCGGCCCCGCGGAGCCGGCGGAGCGCGGCGGGGCGGCGGCCGCGGCUCCAGGUUCCAUGUAAUUUCAUUGGGCAACGGCAGUGGAACUCGUCUGUCCAAAAUGGUUUAUGGUGAAUUUUUCCGCAGACCUGGCAAAGAUGCAGAACUUAUCAAUUUGAAUGUGGGUGGCUUUAAGCAGUCAGUGGAUCAAAGCACCUUGCUCCGAUUUCCCCAUACCAGACUUGGAAAACUUCUCAAAUGCCAUUCAGAAGAGGCUAUUCUAGAACUGUGUGAUGAUUAUAGUGUGGCAGACAAGGAAUAUUACUUUGACAGGAAUCCUUCCUUGUUCCGAUAUGUUCUGAACUUUUAUUAUACGGGCAAACUUCACGUUAUGGAAGAACUUUGUGUCUUUUCCUUCUGCCAGGAAAUAGAGUACUGGGGGAUAAAUGAGCUGUUUAUUGAUUCCUGCUGCAGCAAUCGGUACCAAGAACGGAAAGAGGAAGGUCCUGAAAAAGACUGGGAUCAGAAGAGCAACGACAGUAUGGACUCUUCCAAUGAAGAGUCAUCCAUAUUUGACAAAGAGCUAGAAAAGUUUGAUAAUCUGUGUUUUGGUGAAAUAAGAAAGAAAAUCUGGGUCAGGAUGGAAAAUCCUGCAUACUGCUUGUCUGCCAAGUUAAUUGCCGUGUCAUCCUUGAGUGUUGUUCUGGCAUCAAUUGUGGCCAUGUGCAUUCAUAGCAUGCCAGAAUUUCAAAGGCUGGAUGCCAAUGACAGGGAGAUUGGAGACCCUGUGCUGGAAGCUGUGGAGAUUACAUGCAUCAUCUGGUUUACUGCUGAGCUAGUGAUCAGGCUCUUCACUGCUCCAAGUCAGAAGAAGUUCUGGAAGAAACCACUGAACAUCAUUGAUUUUGUCUCUAUUAUCCCAUUUUAUGCCACACUGGCUGUGGACACGAAGGAAGAAGAAAGUGAAGAUAUUGAGAACAUGGGGAAAGUGGUUCAGAUCCUGCGGUUAAUGAGGAUAUUUCGCAUCCUGAAACUGGCCAGGCACUCCGUAGGACUGCGGUCUUUGGGCGCCACUUUGAGACACAGCUACCAAGAAGUUGGACUCCUGCUUUUGUUUCUGUCAGUUGGGAUUUCUAUUUUUUCAGUGCUUGUCUACUCAGUGGAGAAAGAUGAUGACUCAUCAGAACUGCAGAGCAUCCCUAUUUGCUGGUGGUGGGCAACCAUCAGCAUGACCACUGUUGGUUAUGGGGACACUUACCCGGUCACGCUUGCUGGAAAGCUGCUCGGCACCCUCUGCAUUAUCUGUGGGAUUCUGGUGGUAGCACUUCCAAUCACCAUUAUUUUCAAUAAGUUUUCUAAGUACUACCAAAAGCAAAAAGCUAUUGAUAGAGACCAGUGCAACAAUGAUCGCAAAGAGAAAAGCAAUGACCUACCCUAUUUUAACAUUAGGGAUAUUUAUGCAAAAAAGAUGCACUCCUUCAUUUCUAGCCUUUCUUCAGUAGGAAUUGUAGUCAGUGACCAAGAGUCAACAGAUGCCUCCAGUAUCCAAGAUAUGGAGGAUGUUUAUAACACAGUAUCUUUAGAGAAUGGUACAGGAAAAUGAGUUGAAUCACGUUUGCUUCUCUUUAUUUCUCUUCUGAUUCUUGGUAAAUGUGGACUGACAAACUUCAGUGAAAUCAUUAAGAGCAGUUGAUUCUCAGGGUACUUAACUCUCAGCCAUAUUUGGAUGUUCUUUGCUCUGAGGAUGCCAUAAAAGCUUCAUUGUUUAUAUGAGGCUUUAAAAUAUGCCUCAUGUAGUGGUUUAGUUUUUACAUAACUAGUGUUAUGCAUUUUUGGGGACAAAAAGUUGGGAAAAGAGUUUUACAUGUGAGUUAAGUUGGUUUUUUUUUUGUUUUUAUUUUUGUUUUAUGGGUAUUUUCAUUUGAUUUGUUCACUGUUUUUCCCCUGCAGCAGUCUAAUGUCUUACACAGAAUUUGCUUUUAUAAUUUGCUGCUCUUCAGGUAGAGAUAUAUUAAAAAUGUGUAAGAACUAUUGCACAAGUUAGUGAAGUUUCCAUCUGCAAAUACAUUAGAUAAAUUAAGGACUUGUGUACAUGUAAAACUGUGGUUGCUAACACAUUUAUGUAAUUUUAGAGUUGGGAACCCAUUUCCUAAGUUGGGGCAGAAAAUAUAUUGAUACAUAUUGUUUUUACUCCAUGGAAGCAUAAUAUUAAUAAUUUCUUUCCAAAAGCACAAUACAUUUUUAGUUUGUUAAAAUAAAUUAUUCCCAUUGUGCCUGUAUUUUUCCUAGGAUCCAGCCAUGGCCAAGCUCUAUCAGGACCUGAAGGUUUUUAGUCAUAAGUUCCAGGAUGAAGUGUAAGCAGGAUAGGAGCUUUUUGUUCCAUUUAGCCACCUCUCCUGCUGUUAUGACCUUGAGCAAUUCUGGUGCCUGGAGGGGAUCCUGCUAUGGUAAAGGCCACCUCAGUGGCUUCCCCAAGGACUUAGAUUUGUGGGCACUGAAGCAAACAUCUGUGGUGGUCUUUGGAAGUCACUGCUCCCCAGUGCCAGCACAGCUGCCCCUUGCUGGGGGUUGCUGCCUCAGUGGUAGGAGCAGUGGGAGCAGCAGCUCGAUGCUGUGCUGGGUCUCUGUCCAGGGCUGAAGGGCCGAGCAGUGGAGAUGUGAGGACAUGCUCUUCUCUGCCACAUGUUGCCCAUCAGAGAUGUAGGGUGGGAAUUGCACCUGGGCAUCUGUAUUGGAACUAUUUCAGCUCAUUUUUCUAAAGCUCAUCUGCUGGUGGUGGCAGCUUUCCUGGUGUGUGCUGGAGCAGUGCUCAUUGCUUGGCAGAGUCCUGCAGCUCUCUGCAGCUCUCUGCAGCUCUGUCCCUCCUCUCCAGGGAUUUCUUAAGCAGCCAGCUAGCUCUGCUCUGUUUCAAGUAGUGCUGGAGAAGCUCAAGGACCUUAGAGUUUCAUGUGGACUGUAUAGUCCAUAGUGUUUCUGAACACUCAUUUUCUUUCAUUUGUCUGGUGACUAAAUUAGAUGCUGGGCAACAGAGAAUCGAAGACACUGUGAUGUCAAUAUUUGCCUUGAAGAGAGGUUUGACUAUUUUAUUUUUUUAAUAUUAUUGGGUCAAAUAUAGAAGCCUGUACUGAGCUUCUAUUCAAGAAGAUCAAACUCCAUAGAAAUUGACUUCAGAACUGAGUAAGAUGCCAGAAAAUGACAAUUAAUUUUGGCCUCUGCAGAAACUUGAUUUUUCAUGUAUCUGCCAGAUUUUCUAUUGCAAAAUGCAUUAAGUAAGUAACUAAGGUGCACUUAAAUUUGCUAAGGCACAGAGCUCUAACCUCUUUCUGAGAUGGAGAAACAAGAAAACAGGAUCAACCUAUACAUUGUAAAGAUGUGUCUCUCAGGACUGCUGUGCAUCAAUAUAGUGAUGUGGAACUUAAAGAAAAUAUUUUGAGCUUUGGAGGAACCUCAGAAUUCGGUUUGUUACUUGCUGACUGUUGUAAGGGUAUGUGAUGCUUCACAGACAAUUAAAGAUAAUUAUUCCCAUAGUUCUUGUAGGAAUAGCAAAAGGCAGAGUUAGCCUAAAUGUGAUUUGUUCUUGCUGAACAAUUAUUAAAAAGAUGCAAUGAUACAAAAUACUAAAUAUGUAUGUGCAUAUGAACCUAAUAGGAACCAGCAGAAUAACAGCAAAAAAAGUUACUGUCCAAAGAAAAUCUCUUGGUGGUGUCCAUGUAAAGAUAUAUUUAUAUAUAAAUUCCAUUGCCACUGAAGAUCAAAAGCAAUGAAAAAUACUGUAAUGCAACAAAACCUGCAAGGAAUGGUAUUAAAUAGUUGGAAAAGUGCUACUGAAAAAUUUAGUUUUGUGUAUCAGGCAUUACUGAAGGAUCACAGAAUAUACAACUUUGUGGAUUAAAUUCUGUGACUGGUAAUUUGUCCUAAAAUGGAUAAGCUUUUGAUUGAUCUCAUGAAUCAGUCUUACGGCUGUUACACUUUUUAAGUGCCCUGACUUUAUGCAUUGAUACAGCUUGCAGCAAAUUGAGAUAUCUUUUGGAACACAUCAGAAGGUGAAGUACAUAUCCAUAUAUCAUUUAGUGUACACUGUUUUGAUUUCUAUGAUGAGAUCUUGGCCUUUUUUGAAUCAAUGGUAUCUUAAAAAUGGCUUUCUUGUAUUCUUACCCCUUGCUGGAAUAAAUCCAGCACCUUGGUUUCACACAGGUGUGACUGUGAGCAGGAUGUGAGCUGUGCUUCAUGCCAAAAAGUAUUCCUCUCAAGGCAGAACUGCAGUGCUGGGACAUGGACUGGUGCUAGACAGUGUCACAAGCCUCGAGUGCCAGAAGGAAGGAGAAGAGAGCAAAGACUGAGAUACUGCACAUUCUAGGAGACUGUUUCUUAUUGAAUUUGUCUUCUUCCUUGGCCCACAGUGGCAUAUUGUUGAUUUGUGAUAUCAAUGUCUACAGAAAUAUAUUGGAUAUUGUUUUUCUUUUUUCCUGAACAACAUUUUUUUUGCUUUAAAAAAUGCUUCCUAAAUUCUCACCACCCAGCUGCUGUUUCAAACACCAAAGCACAGAGAAGAUUUCCAUUUAGACACGCAUCCCAUUUUGUUUGCGAGUGAUUUGUUCAUUUUUAUACAAAACAAUUUACUGGCAUGUUGUUGCUUUCUUUGUUUUGAUGCCAAACUCUUCCCUUUUGAUAUCCAGUAUUUCCACAGGAGCAUCCACCUUUGCCUGGCUUUCCCUAGUGUGUAAAGGGAAGGCAGCAGUGCUCUGCAUUGCAGCUCUCUUUGGGAGCCUUCCAGCUGGCAGGGGUAUCGCCCACUGCCCACAGCUCCUGCCUUGGUGGGGGCAGGCUCUGGUAUUGCCACUGGUUUUUGGGGUAUGGUAGUAGAGGAAAAGAAAUUCAGUGUAAAGGAAUUAGAAAAGAGAAAUGGGAGAAGGCAAGGACCAAUCAGUCAAUAGUCAAUAGAGAAACAUGAGAGGACCUCAGAAGAAGGGAAAAGAAGAAGUUGACAGAAAGAGUCCUCAUAUUUUUUCACUUAUUUCCUGUUUUUUUGUUUUUUCACCAGUACUUUUUUCCCCUUUCCUUCCUUCUCCCUUCCAUCCCCUCCUGCUCCUACCCUGGCCUCCCUUCCCAACCAGCCUGCAAUCCAGCAGUCUGUUUAUGCCCAAAAAUGAGGGUCUUUCUGAAUCCAGAAAGGCAAGUUCCAUCCACCUGGCUAGCAGCAAGCAGAACCCAGCAGGGAAGUAAUCAGUAAGCAGAGGCAGUGCUUUUUGUAAGAAGAGUCAGGGUGUUGCUCAGAUUGUGGAACAUAAAUGUGGGGCAAAUAAACAUCACAUUUGUGUCAGGCCUGUAAAUGAAAUACCUCUUAUGCCUUAGGUAGAAAUUCACAGUCCACAACCUGCUUCUGAAGGGGAAGGGCAGGUUCUGAUCUCUUUACUCUGGCGACAGUGACAGGACCUGAGGGAAUGGCCUGAAGUGGUGUCAGGGCAGGUUUAGGUUGGAUAUCAGGAAAAGGUUUUUCACCCAGAGUGUGGUUGGGCACUGAACAGGCUCCCCAGGGAAGUGGGCACAGCACCAAUCCUGACACAGCUCAAGAAGCAUUUGGGCAAUGCUUUUGGGCACAGGGUGUGAUAACUGGGGUGUCCUGUGCAGGGGUGGGAGUUGCACUUCAUUAUCUUUGUACGUCCCUUCCAGCUCAGCUGAUUCUGUGAUAAUUUCAGAUAUUACCAUUUAAAAGCAGACUUCUUGUUGAUUUCCAUGUGAAUGGGUUGCUGUCAGGGACUGCUGAGAGUAUCAGGCAGAUUUGACUGGCAAAUGCAGUCCACGGGCUCACAGCGUGCCAAGGGCUCCUGACAGGCUGCUGUGUAUUAAUACAUUUAUUCAUUUACCCAUAUUCCUAACAUCUAGAGCAAGUGACAAAAAACCACUAAGCUGUGGAGAGCUUCUCUAAUAUUUUCUGAUUAGCUGACAGUGUUUGUGAAGCUGUUAAUACUUCUUCAUCCGGAAGAGGACAUUUCUCAAAUGAAAUCACAAUAACACUGGGUUGGAUGUGCAGUUUGUGACUGAUAGCAGUAGCUCGGUCGCAGUCAGUAAAUAAUGCUGUCUGGUGCUGUGUGGCUGCAAUGCUGUUGCCUGUAUUUCUGAAAUGUUUAUGCUCUGUCAAUCAAGAGACAGCAGAUGCCAUUAAAACCAUCUCGGCACUUUGCAGCUGCACAAGAAUUGCAGCGUCUCUUCCAAGCACAGCAAAAUGUCAUGGCUUGCUGAGACCUUCUCUUUUAAUUUUGUGCAUAGUUAUAGUUAUUUUUUUCUAAUGAGCCUAUGGUCCAAGCAAAAUCUAGCAGAAGAAAAGGUCACUGUGGGUCUCUAGACAAGUUACAAGAUUUUACUGACUUUAACUCAGGGCAAUGCCCUCACAGCUCACUGGCACAACUCAGGUGGUGCAUAGAGGGGUAAUUCACCAUGGAAUGGGCUGAUGGCUGUUACAGGUGGGUAAGGAGUCAAGGCAGAGCUCCUUGGGGUGGAUAUAAUUUAUAUGUAAUUGUAUCUGCCCUCUGGACAGAGCUCAUUUAGGUAUAUAUCAGAUAAGGUAUGACACUAUUGCUGAGAAAACACCUACAUCUUACAUCUUUUUAAUGAAUAUAUUGCAGAGAGAAGCCUUUGCUCAUGUUUUUAUCAGGUCAAGGGCUGUGGCUCAAGGGUUCUUUAAUCCGCACAUCCAUCCGUUUUCUCCAAAUCACAUAUGCCAUUGGGAUGGAGAGACUUUGCAGCAUCCCCAACAGACCCAUGAACCUUUAGCCAAGGAUUUGGGUUCUCAGGAUGAGGGCUGGUGGUGGUGGGGAGCAUUAAGUGAGGGAGAACCAAUGCUGUGUGGUUUCAUGUGAUCUCAUUUGGACUCCCCCCAAAAGCUAGCUGUCUGUUAAGAGUCAGUAAUGACCUGCAAGUGGAAUUUCCUCCUGCAGGAAAUUACUGCAGCCUCCUGUAGUAAUUUAAAAAAACAUGUAAUAAAAUAUGAGAGGGAGCAAACUGGUCCUGGCAAAGAGGCAGGCGCAAUAUGCUGACAGUACUUUUAUAAAACAAAUUUGCAUUAUUUCUUGGCUUGUAAGCCAUAUAAAAUAUUCUUACUUUGUCAUGUGCUGUAAAAUCUGCCACUGUGCAUUAAUACAAAUAGAAUAAUGGAGCCAAGUCCUGGAAUUGCAUCAUUAAAGAUGGGAAAAAAAAUCUUGGCUCAAGGAAAUUGCAGAAAUACUGUUUAGCUGCCACUGCUGUUUUAUUGUUGCAGCUGCAUCAGUGGUGAGAAGGAGCAAGGGACCAUACACAAGCAGUGGUAUGCAGGCUUCCCUUUCUUCCUUUGCCUGUUUAACACUGACCAUACAGGCUCAGGCACCCCUGUAGCCUUGAGGGCUGCUCAGCAGACCCUUCCUGGGACCCAGUGUGAAGCCAGUUGUCCCUAGAGAGGAAUGUGCUUGUGCAGGAAAAUAAUGAGGCCUGUAUGAAAUAGCCUUUGGAGAGGUAAAAUAGUAUCACUGAAUUUUGACACCCUCCUAUAUCUCUAUGAGACCUGGGAGAGAAAGCAGAAAUAAGGAAGAAGUUGAAGGGUCAGAUAUUUAACAGCAGCCAUUUGAAGGCUACUUUGUGUUAUGUUAAUCCAAGGGCUUUUAAUGAAUUAUAGGUAAUACAGAAUUCUGUAUUUAGCCUUGAACCCAUUCCAUGAGGUGGAAUAAUGUAUUGUCUUCCCACAGGCUUUGAGUUACAGCUACAAUAUGUGCUUUUCUCUGAGCCAGUUUCUAGAUGUGAUGCUGUCACUGCCUUUCAGGCUGACUGGACUUUGGAUCUUUCUGAAGCAUUGCAUGUGCCAUAAAUCAUCCUUGCAGCUUCCACCCCAUUUCCUAGAAACCUGGAAACUAUAAGCAUGAAAGAGUUCAAAGUAGUAGUUUCUCUGGCUCAGUGUUAUUUUUUGACAGCAUCAAAUGACAUGCAUUUCAUGAAAAGAGAUUUUCCCUGCUCCUGAAUUUUGUACUUCAGGACUUUGGGUAUUUUUUAAAAUAAAGUAUUUGAAGAGCGGCUUAGGUCCUGAGACGUAAUUUUAUUCCAGGCAGCGUAACCUCAAGUACACAACUAAGUAUUCAUUUCUUCAGUUUACACAGUUGCAAUUUUACAUAUUUGCAUUGUGUAUCUUUGGGGUGAAAAGUGCUGAAUAAAUAAUUCCAGGUGCCAGAAAGCUCAUUGAGAGAAUUCCUUAUGAACCAGAAUGAUCCUGGUGUCAGACAGCAUGGCUUUUUAAGUCUCUUCUGUGGAAGGCAAAACACUUAUUUCCUUAGUUCUCUAAAUAUUUUGGGAGGGAUGGAAAAAAAGCCUUGCCGUUCUGAUGGAGGGCAUUGAAAGAAAUGAAGGGCACAAUGAAUUUAAGGUGGUUAAAUGGGAACAUGAGUUUUUCGUAAAUACCUCACUUCCCUUGGGACAGUAAUUUUCAUGUUGUUCCAAGUUUGUUUUUUUUUUUUUAAAGGCAAAACCACAGCUACCCAAAACUCCACACUGGUUUUCCUUGUUGGGUAUUUUAAAGAUUAAAUUAGUUCCAGUUAGAGGUAUAGAAAGAGCUAGCUGGUGGGUAGGAUGGAGGGAGGGUAUGUGUGUGUGGAGUUUUUAUAAUUUAUUUUUAUAUUCUAUGAUUUUGCCUUUGGCAUCACACACUUUUGCAUUGGCAUUUUUUUUUUGUAUUGACUGAAGAAUUGAAAUAAAUAAUAGACAAUCUUUAUCUGUAGAUUUCUUUUAGGCCACUGAAUGUGAAUGAAAAGUUAGAUUUCAGCAUUUCAAUCUUGACAGUGAAUUUAAAAAUUCAUCAGAAGCAUUCCUAAGCAACAUAAAAAUUUACACAUAAGUAUGGCACAUUUAACGUAUCUCAAGCCACAAAACUAAAGUUCUGGCAGUGUUCAGUGAAUGAAAGGUUAAUAAAAAUGCAGGUGUUAAUCUGCUUUUGUUCUAGUUGCAUAUUCUGGUGCAGCAAUGUACUCUUGGCUCUUAGGCUGCCUGUAAAUGGGAGUCUAGUGCUUCUGGAAUUCCAUGUAUCUAGCCUUAUGCAGACUGACUGGACAGCUGUCAGAGCAUUAUUGUGCAGAGCAUUAUUGUGCUGACAGCUACCUGUCAGCAAAAGUAACCUCUGCUAAUCUGCCCAGGAGCUGCUGCAUUCCAGAGGUGUGCAGGGAGAACAGGCAAGUGGGACUGUGGGGCUUUGCCAAAGGCACUUGCAGCAGAAUUGCUGGGUUUUGUUGGCCUGCUUUCAUUGCCUUGUCACCUGCUGAAGACAUUUCUGUUCUCCAUUUAAUGUACCAAUUAAUCCCAAGAGGAUUUAUGGUAUCUGGA